Molecule: messenger RNA, 1977 nt
Organism: Erpetoichthys calabaricus (reedfish)
Lineage: Eukaryota; Metazoa; Chordata; Cladistia; Polypteriformes; Polypteridae
Product: CD209 antigen-like
Exons: 6
Coding region: 43-933 (296 amino acids)
Source: RefSeq, a predicted model, not a curated record
CUCUUUUUUUCUCUUUGUUUUUCUACGAAGCCAGCAACUGAGAUGGAAAGCCUUUACAACUCUCAAGAAAAGUCCACAGAAAUCCUCUACACCAAACCAGGAAAUUAUCAUGGCAGAAAACCAACAGGACACGCCAAGGCUGUGGCACCAUCGCCUAACACUGUGAAUCACAAAGCUUGUCUGCUCAAGCUGUUGCUGGUGUUCCUGUGUUCUUUGGUUGUGUCCAUUUUCAUCAUUUUGUCAGUAUUCUACCUUGGUGGCAUGAAAGAAAAAGAGAGGAAUGACACACCUUCUGAUAAUGUCACUGCCAUCAUUCAAGAGUAUACUCAACUAACAACAUCAUUUAGCGGUCUGAACAGUGAUUGCAGUGUCUUAUUCAAGGAUGGGCUCAGACUAAAAAAGAGCAUUGAAAAAAUAUCGGACCUUUAUUCAGAUCUGACUUGGAAAUAUUAUUCACUCUAUUCAGCUAGAGACAAACACUGUCCUAUUUUUAAUCCAUCUACUCAGGAAAGGACCUGUUAUGUUUGUCCAGAAAAAUGGCAUCUAUUCAACGAUAGGUGCUACUUAUUCACAAGCAGAAUUCGUGAUUGGUACUCCAGUCGAGAUUACUGCGUAUCAAUAGGAAGUCAGCUGGUGAUUAUAGAGAGUGAAGAGGAGCAGAAAUUCUUGGAAGAGAAAGUGACAACAUUAGGACAUCAUGUGGCCUAUUGGAUUGGCCUAAAUGAUCAAGUAACAGAGGGUGAAUUUCGUUGGGUGGACAACACAUUACUGGAAACAAAAAUAAGCUUUUGGGUUCAGCAGCCAAGCCAUUACAAAGGACAGAGCUGUGUGUAUCUAGGGUCUGACUUACGUUCACAUGGCUGGUUUCAUUCUGAUUGUGGUGAAGUGAAAAGAUGGAUCUGUGAAGGUCCAUGUACAAAAUUUAUUAUCUAGCUUGGUUAUUGUGAUCAAGUAUGCAUGGAGACAGACAUUCAUGUACAACACACAUUCAGCAGGUUUAAUAAUUUGCCUUUAGUACCUGACAUUAAAGCAGUAAAACAGGAUUGGGUUGAUAAAGGGUGUUAACUAUUUCUCAGAUCUGAAUAGUCUUACACUAAAAUAAAAACUCAAAAAAAAUGUGCAUGACUUUUCACCCUUACAAUCUAAUUAGUAUAACUUAAAAACACUGAAGGCAGUUUAACCUCCAUUACACACGCAAUAAAAGUCCAAGUCUCGGAGUCUAAGACAUUUAUUGGCUAAGCUCGGCUCUGUAUUGAAUGCAGGCAUUAUCAGACUGGUGGAGACGGUAGGUUUAAAUAAAAUCCUGCUUAUCUUUUUAUGGAAGCUAAAGAUAUACAAUCCUUCCCAUUUGAGUGAGUACCAAGAUCUGAUGGUCUUUUGGUGUUAUCAUUUAAUUAAGUGUUUAUUGUGUUUGCUUGUACAACUUUGCUAUAGAUGAGUUGGACUCCUUUUUAGAUGUGAUGUCAAAUGAGAGUGAAAUUUGGUUGCUUGGCGAAAUUUUGAUUGAUUACUUCAGGCUUUAUGAAAGUCAGUUUGAUUUUUGAUUUCUAUAUUGUUUUUUGAUCACACAUUUUCCGAGGCACAAAUUAAUGAAUAGUUUAUAUAUCAUGAGUUUUGAAUCAAGGCAAAUGACAGAACUCGAUGUACAAUCUACGUAAGUGCCAAGACAACAAAUAAUCUGUAUAAAUAAUACGAACUGGCAUCUAUUUAUAUGUUUUAUUGUUUACAAUACUAUUGCCGUGAAUCCAUUUAUUAUGCAAAUUUUCUGUAUCCAUUUUUUGACGAUGGAUAUCCACACAAACCCACUAGGUGGUGCUAUCUGCCCUUUAAAAUUAAGCUUUAUGAUCUUUACCUCUCUGUGGUUUAUUGAUAAAAACCAGGGAAGCCACCACAGCAGCACUGAACCACAAUACACUCAUGUAGUAUUUCCUCUUAAUUUCUUCUAAGAUGAGUUUUUGGUUAUGUCUGUGCUUUGCC